CGUAUAUGUGUCUAUGGGUCACACUACUACAGUUUCCCUUUAGAUGACGUGUCUACGUUGCAUUUUCCCAGAAUCCUAAGCGGCCGACCUGUCAACGUCAUUGUAGCGCAAGCGCAGACGUGGCGUAGCAGUGAGCUGAUGUGUACUUCCUUCGUUCAGUCAGAGAGAGAAGCAUAGCAGUUCAUCAGCUGAAUCUUUGGGAAAAUAUCAAAAUAUCUCUUUGACACCAUGAUGCUCCGGAUAGCUGCAUUUCUUACGCUGCUGGUGGUCGCCUGCUCGGGCGAGGGCUGCACAGACCCGGUCAUCACUCCGUCGGCCUACACCACGUCUGACGCCGUCAUCUCCUCUGAGUCAGUCUUCAUCGUUGAGCUGAGCCUGACCUGUGCCAACGGAGCACAGAGUGUGUCUCUGUAUGCUGAUGUCAAUGGAAGACAGUUCCCUGUAACCAGAGGUCAGGAUGUUGGCAAAUAUCAGGUCUCCUGGAGUCUUCCUCACAAACAGGCGAGCUCGGGAACAUAUCAGGUGAAAUUCUUCGAUGAGGAGUCCUACAGCGCCCUGCGCAAGGCCCAGAGAAACAAUGAAGAUGUAAAUGCCAUUCAGCCUCUCUUCUCUGUCAACAUUGACCACAGGGGUGCGUGGAACGGCCCGUGGGUUUCAACAGAGGUGGUAGCUGCCCUGAUUGGAAUCCUGUUCUACUACUUGGCCUUCAGUGCAAAGAGCACCAUCCAGGCAUAAACUGAUAAAAAGACACUGUUCGACCACAUGAUCAUUAAAGACUCAAUUCUGGUGGAAACUCAACUACCAACCCAUCGUACAGCGUUGAGGCCCAAUCAGCGGGAUUUUGCCACUUAAUGUGCUCUGUGGCGAGAGGCAAGAGUAGCUGUCUUUUUCCUUUUUUUUUUUUCUUUUCUUUUUUUAAAAUCAAAAUUCAGACUGAGUCUGCGUGUGAUCAGCUGCCUCAAUUUUCAGAUUAAUUUUGUGACAAGUUUCAUGUCCUUUUUAAUGGACUUCCGUUUGUGUGUGUUUUUGUUUUUUACUAAAGAAAACAAACUGUCAUGUGGUGGGCUCAGGCCGGCCUAAAGGAUGCAGACCCAUCCAGGCUGGAUUGUGCUUCUGUGUGGGUGUUCUGGCCAGAGUGGGACUUUUUUUUAACACCGACCGAGUUAGACCUUCCACACACAUUAAACGCCAUUCAGUGACUAUGCUGGCUUGUUUAAACAGGCCUUCUUAGACAUGUUUAUUUCAGGAAAUUAAUAAAUGGCUUGUUAUGAUUUCAGUGUGAAUUCUUGUUCAG
This is a messenger RNA of Menidia menidia (Atlantic silverside), 1294 nucleotides long. Lineage: Eukaryota; Metazoa; Chordata; Actinopteri; Atheriniformes; Atherinopsidae. The record is from the annotation of a GenBank genome assembly.